GCCGAGUGCUGACUGCUGAGAGCCGCUCCGCGCUGCAUCGUCUCUCGCUCGCUCUCUGCGUGCUGUGUUUCCGCGUCUCUAUAAAACACUGACUCUCGAUAUAUUGUAACAAUCUAUAUAGCUAUAUAUGCAUGCCGUGUAGCUUGUAACGUAUUUUAUCAUCAUGGAUUUGUGUAUCGUGCAUGUGUGCGUGCCUCGCACUGCAGCAGGCAGCAGCAGCAGUAGCAGUAGCAGCAGUAGCAGCAGCUCCUCAUCGAAAUGAAAACUAGUUUGACACACUGCGAGAGCGGGGCUUAGUGUGCGCGACGACAAGAGAGCCUUGUGCACACACAGACACAGACGCACACACACACGCGCGUAUUCUCACCUCGUAUACGUAUAUAUAUAGAGGAGCUUGCCGUGUUUGUUACAGUGUGCAGGGAGGGUUAAGUUUUUGUGUAUACAGCUGUGUAUUACAAGGUGCCGAGAUAUAUGUAAUAGGCAUUACAUAGUUUUUUUUUUGCGCGCGCGCGGUGGUUGUGUUUGUUGUUGCUGUGCUGCUGCAUUAUCGUUCUCGAUAAGAGGCAAACAAAAUAAAAAAAAAGAAGAAAGAAGUGAAGGCGCGUGAGCAGUGUUGCUGUGCUGCCAGUGUCACAGAGAGCUGUCGUCGUCGUAUCCGCUGCUGUGUGCUGAUGUUGUGUCAACGUGUGUAUAAUCGUGGUGUGUGUGCAGUGUCGCUGUCUGUAUACAUGUGUGCUGCUACUACUGCUGCUGUUGUUGUUGUUGUACCGCGGCGCAGCGAGUAAAUGAGUCUCUAUACAGAUGUAUACAAGCAGUCGCGAGAUGCGUACGACAUAAAUGUCACUGCGACGAAUUUUGUCGACGAGUGCAGCAGCCGCGAGAAAGAAGAGGAAGCAGCAUCAGCCGCCGAAUCGGGCAGCUUCAUCGUCAUCGGCAUAGCAACCACAUCAUCGUCAUAGUCAUCAUCAUCAGCGUCGUAACACGCUCACACACACGCAACGAGACGCACAUAAUAUACAGAUAUAUUGUUAUUAAAAAUAAUCGCUCUCGCAAGGACCGACUCUCUUUUCUCUUGCAUAUAGAGCGCGAUUGUUGCGGACGCGCGAGAGGGGUCACACGCACAUACACGACAGCCGACAGCAAUAUUAUAAUAACAUAUACUUGUUGUCGUCGUGUAUGUCGCGUCGCCAGAUACAAAAGAAAGAUAUAUAGAACAAAACAACGGAAAGAUCGAUCAUGUCGUCGUUGGAGCAACAACAACACCUCCACUCGAUGAGUGGGUCGUCGGACGAGGACGAAUGGCUCGUGGACGAGCAUCCGCAGCUCCAGCAACAACAACAACGACUCCACUCAGCGUACGAGGACAUCAUACUUCCACAACUGCAGGAGCAGCUGAACAGAUUGUCACCCAUCGGCCGCGAGACAGCGUCGGCUGCGGCGGCGGUAACGACGUGCUGCGACAUCGCGACGGCGUGCGAUCACAUGUCGCCGACGACCGAAGCUGGCGCGUCGCCGGUUCAGGCCGCCGCCGCCGCCGCCGCUGCAGCUGCACCAGCCGCGGUGCCCGCCGUGCAGGUCUCGGGCGACGACAGCUCGAAGCACGAGGCCAACAAGGUCGUGAGGGUCGGCUAUUACGCUCUCGGCGAGACGAUCGGCAAGGGCAACUUCGCCAUCGUCAGGAAGGCCACGCAUAUCGUCACGGGGUCGAUGGUACCUGCAGUGGCAAUCAAAAUAAUUGACAAAACGAAACUGUCCGAGGAAAACUUGGCGAAAAUAUUUCGCGAAGUUAGUAUUAUGAAGAGGCUAAAUCACAAGCAUGUCAUUAAACUGUAUCAAGUGAUGGAAACCGAGAAAAUGAUUUAUCUCGUCACGGAGUAUGCGGAGGGAGGAGAAAUCUUCGACUAUUUAGUUAAGAACGGUAGAUUGAAAGAAAACGAAGCUCGGCGUAUUUUUUGCCAAAUAGUUCAGGCCGUAUUAUAUUUGCACAAAAACGGCUUCGUGCAUCGAGAUAUUAAGGCCGAAAAUCUUCUGCUCGAUAAAAAGGGAAAUAUGAAAAUAGCAGAUUUUGGAUUCAGUAAUGAGUAUCAGCCAGGAGUGGCUUUACGGACGUGGUGCGGUUCUCCGCCUUACGCAGCACCUGAGAUUUUUAAUGGGACAGAAUACGAUGGACCAAUGACUGAUAUUUGGAGUUUGGGAGUUGUAUUAUAUGUACUAGUUUGUGGGGCUUUACCUUUUGAUGGUGCUACUAUGCAGCUUUUACGAAAGGCUGUCUGUUCAGGGAAAUACAGAGUACCUUAUUUCAUGAGUGAAUCUUGUGAACGAUUAAUAAGAAAUAUGCUCAUGGUUGAUCCAUCGCGGAGAUUGUCUUUGCGUCAGAUAUUGGAACAUCCUUGGAUGGGAGAAAUGGGCCGUGAAGUUUUAAGACAAGAAGCCCUAAAUCAAUUGAAGGAACCACCCUUAGAUCCACCUCCUCCAAACAAGACUGUCCUUCGAGCGAUGUCAAAGUUACCAGACGUUACGGAUGAGAUGAUAAUAAGAUCGGUCAAUAGCAAGGCUUUCGACCACUUGGCCGCCAUCUAUGCCUUAUUGCUUCGCCAAUUCACCGAAGUUUCGAAAAAGAAGAAAGCUGGCAAGGAGGAGAAGAAGGCUGAGGAGGAGAACGAGGAGAUAUAUAGACCCUACACUUAUUGCACAAAAGAUGAUCCUCGACAAUGGGAGAGUUUCGGAGACGCAGACGUUCACGAAAUCGAGGAGAGAAAUGCGCUAACUCCACGAUUUUAUACUGGACCCUAUCUGGCUACUCGUCGUCACACAGUUGGACCUGGCAAUACGGGUCACAAUCUGGACAACGUAGCGAUUGCAUCCGGUUACUCUUUCACGCCGGAGGCCAAUGCUUCUUCACAGUUACAGAAAAAUUUAGUGCCUCAAACGAAUUUGGCCCUGAAUAUGCCUUUGGUGCAGAAUCAACCGCCUCAAAAUUUCCAAAUCAAGGAUCAGCAUCUGUUAAAACCACCGUCUUUCAUGCAAGGAGGCAUAAAUUCGUUCGGACGAAGAGCUUCGGAUGGAGGAGCGAAUCUACACAUUCUCUAUCAAGCACAGCAUGGCAGCGUUACCAGUAAUAACGAAGAAAUCGGAAAUUGGAGUCAGCCAGGCAGUCGAGAACAUCUCCAGCCUCCCGGCAGUCCUCAAUUCGGUAAUGGUUCAAAUGGCGAUAGCAGUGCGACAAGUACACCGAGCAGUGGGAGCGAUCGUCGUCAGCGUCGCACUGGACUUUCAACGGUCAUGCAAAGGCCAGUUUUGAAUCCUGAGGUGAUCGUCGAGGUGGAAAAGAGGAUGAACAGGCGUUAUUUGCCGAGUCAGUUGAUGAACGCUGGAUGUUCUACGCUGCCUCAGUUUCGCAAACCAAUCGGUCAUCCAGGCAUCACCGGUGGUCAACGGGACUCGUUCAAGGAGCCGUCGAGCCAUCAGCUGGCCCAAGUGGAGCGUUACUCACCGGUGCGUAGAGCAUCCGAAGGCUCGUCAGGAAUUCAGACGCCCGGCAUACAGGCGCUUCAGCAGGAGGUUCAACAAUUGCAGAAACUCAACUCGCCCUCGCACAGCAUACCUAACUCGCCCGUGCACGAGCGUAACGUCGCCGACAUUACUCAUGGUUUGAGUGGGUUAACGACGGCGCCCGUGCAGGGCAGCAUAAUGCAGGGCACGCCUGCCCAACACACGCCGAACUCCGCGCAGCCUCUGGAUCUCAGUCCGAUGCGACAUCAUCGAUCGCCGACGACGACCCCGGUCAAUUAUUCACCCAGCAACAGCCCUGCCCUGGACAUGAUUCAGGAAGAACAUCCUGGCGAUGUUUUAAGGUCUCUCUUUUCUCGCGCGACUAAGUUACGGCUCUUGGUGGUCCCGAUAUUUAUGCCACAGAAUCCACCACCACAAAUUCACGUCACCGAUGUUCUUGGUGAACAAGUGACCCUGAUCGGUAGUCCGGGUAGUCCAUCGUCGUCCGGUGACAGCUCCGAGAUUCAGCCGUUUCUGCAUCCAGGGCAGCAGCAAAAGUGUCCAAGCCCCCAACACCAGCAGCAGCUUCAAUUAUCAUCGCCGACGCAGAAUCUUUAUACGAGUCCCAUGCCGCAUUUCGUCAUAACCGAACCCAACGAGAUGGCACCGUCGAUUAUGCGCGGAACCGGCCGAAAAAGCCAACUACCACAGCAACAGCAACAAGUUCUGAGCUCUUCACCGAUGUUGACCGAAGUCGAAGUGGCACUGUCCGACGAUGCGAGUCGAUUGAAUACCGAAGAUAUUCUCGGUCGCCUCAAGAGCAUCAUCGACGCGCGUGGCAUUAUAUCCUCGAGUCAAGAGCUUGGAGAGGACAGAAGACUGAACUUGGAGUAUCCCGGUGGCGUGCAGAUCGAGCUUCGAGUAUGCAAGAGCCAGAACAGAGAUACCAAGGGUAUAAAGAUGCGGCGCAUCAGCGGCGAUCACUUGCAAUAUAGUCAAUUUUGUCAACAGUUACUGUCGUGUAUCAGUGUCUGACGCCGUUUGAUCCUGCUGCUACUGCUAGUAAGCCUCUUCCACACAAUCAUAAUUAAGAUUUUGACCAAUCUGAUAAUUACCGAAUAUUUCUUGGAGAUUAUAGAUUAAUAAGAAAGAAAGAAACACAAAAAGCUCGCGUGAUUUAAACUAAUGUGCUUUUACAAAACGUUCGAAUUUUUACGAAAGAGUACGUAUUUCACUACAAGCAUAUAUUUCAAACCGACAACUUUAAAAAUGAUUUUUAAAGCAUCGAGUGUGCGUAUGUACACGCAAGU
Molecule: messenger RNA, 4802 nt
Organism: Trichogramma pretiosum
Lineage: Eukaryota; Metazoa; Arthropoda; Insecta; Hymenoptera; Trichogrammatidae
Product: serine/threonine-protein kinase SIK3-like
Exons: 13
Coding region: 1237-4527 (1096 amino acids)
Biological process (GO): intracellular signal transduction; microtubule cytoskeleton organization; protein phosphorylation
Cellular component (GO): cytoplasm
Molecular function (GO): tau-protein kinase activity; protein serine/threonine kinase activity; ATP binding
Source: RefSeq, a predicted model, not a curated record